GGGCGGACACCCCGGCUGGUGGGAUCGUGGGUCCCGCGGGGCAGGUGGGACCGCGGCCGGCUCGCUCUCCCUUCGGGGCCGCAAGCCCCCUCGGCUGCGCUCGGCGCCGGGGCGCGGCCCGCAGAUGGGAGCCCGGGGCGCCCAAGAUGCGGGAGCCGGCCAGGGAGCUCUUCCGGGACGCCGCGUUCCCGGCCUCGGACUCCUCGCUCUUCUCCAGCUUCUCCACGCCGCUGGCCCAGUUCCGGGAGGAAAUCACGUGGAGGCGGCCCCAGGAAAUCUGUGCCACACCCCGGCUGUUUGCAGAUAACCCGCAGGAAGGACAGGUGAAGCAAGGGCUGCUGGGGGACUGCUGGUUCCUGUGCGCCUGCGCCGCCCUGCAGAAGAGCCAGCACCUGCGGGACCAGGUCUUCCCUCCGGGACAGCCGAGCUGGCUCGAGCGGACGUACCGUGGCUCCUUCACCUGUCGAGUUUGGCAGUUUGGACACUGGGUGGAGGUGACCAUAGAUGACCGUCUGCCUUGUCUUGCAGGGAGACUCUGCUUCUCCCGGUGCCAGAGAGAGGAUGUGUUCUGGCUUCCCUUACUGGAGAAGGUCUACGCCAAGGUCCAUGGCUCCUAUGAGCACCUGUGGGCAGGGCAGGUGGCGGAUGCCCUGGUGGACCUAACGGGUGGCCUGGCAGAAAGGUGGAACCUGAAGGACUUGGCGAGAACUAGUGGCCACCAGGACAGGCCCGUGGCCACGGAGUGCCGGACCUGCCGGCAGCUGCUCGGCCUGAAGGACCGCUGUCUGCUAAGCUGCUCGGUGCUCAGCCCCAGAACAGGUUCCGGGGCGCUGGGGUCAUUCCACGCUUUCAUUGUCUCUGAUCUGCGAGAGCUGCGGGGUCGGGCUGGCCAGAGCAUCCUGCUGCUGCGGAUCCAGAACCCUUGGGGUCGGCGGUGUUGGCAGGGGCCCUGGAGAGAGGGGGGCGAAGGGUGGAGCCAGGUGGACGCAGCCGACAGGUCCGAGUUGCUGUCCCAGCUCCAGGAAGGGGAGUUCUGGGUGGAGGAGGAGGAGUUCCUGCGGGAGUUUGACGAGGUCACCAUCGGCUACCCAGUCACAGAGGCCGGCCACCUGCAGAGCCUCUACUCAGGAAAGGCUCUGUGCCACACUCAGGCGCUGCCUGGGGCCUGGGUCAAGGGCCAGUCGGCAGGAGGCUGCCGGAACAACAGUGGCUUCCCCAGCAACCCCAAGUUCUGGCUGCGGGUCUCAGAGCCGAGCGAGGUGUACGUCGCCCUCCUGCAGAGACGCGGGGCGGAUGGGGUGGCCCGGGUCCGGGCACCGGUGGGGGGCCCCACGAGCUUCCCCGGCAAGGACUACCAGGCCGUGGGCCUGCACGUCUGGAAGGUGGAGAAGCGGCGGGUCAGCCUGCCCAGGGCCCUGUCGGCGCCCCCCGUGGCUGGCACCGUGUGCCAUGCGUACGACCGGGAGGUCCACCUCCGCUGUGAGCUCGCCCCGGGCUACUACCUGGCCGUCCCCAGCACCUUCCUGAAGGAUGUGCCGGGGCGGUUUCUGCUUCGGGUCUUCUCCAGCGGGAGAGUCUCCCUCAGUGCCAUCAAGCCGGCGGCCCAGAGCCCUGCCCACCGGGAGGCCCCGCCCGCGGGUGAGUGGGAGACUGUGCGGCUGCGGGGCUCCUGGAGAGUCGGCCGGACAGCGGGGGGCAGCCGCAACUUUGCCUCCUACCCCACCAACCCCUGCUUCCCGCUGUCGGUGCCUGAGGGCACAGGCCCCCGCUGUGUCCGCAUCACUCUGCGCCAGCACUGCCAGGACAGCAAGUGCCACCCCAUCGGCUUCCACGUCUUCCAGGUUCCUGCAGAUGGCGGGGGCCUGGGUGCGCCCUCCCUGCUGCUCCAGGAGCCUCUGCUAAGCUGUGUGCCGCACUGCUACACCCAGGAGGUGAGCCGGCUCUGCCACCUGUCUGCAGGGACCUACAGGAUUGUGCCCUCCACCUACCUGCCAGACACAGAGGGGGCUUUCACGGUGACCGUGGAGACCAGGAUAGACAGGCGCUCCAUUCACAGCCAGGAAAUGCUGGGGCAGCUUCUCCAGGAGGCCUCCUUCAUGGCAGUCAUGAAGAAGACCUAACGACAACCACGCGUGGUAGCUCUACUGACCAGUGACCUACAUGCCAGUGCUGCAGCGGCCGGGCCCGAGCAGGGUGGCAGCGUGAGCUUGGGGUCCUGGUGAAGAGCCCCGUCCUGGAGAGCCGCAGCCCGGGGUCCAGCAGGUGCUGCUGGAAGGGCAAGAAAAGCUCGGGGUGGGCCUGCGUGCCAAGACGCAGAAAUUCUCCACGCUGUCUCUCCUUGGCCCCGGAGAGGCCUCACAGCAGACGGAAGUACAUUGUGAUGGAUCUUGUUUAAAAUUAUUUAUUUGAAACAUUUUUAGGACACAACUUUAUAAAUAAACAUUAACACUGAGCAGCUUC
Molecule: messenger RNA, 2460 nt
Organism: Camelus dromedarius (Arabian camel)
Lineage: Eukaryota; Metazoa; Chordata; Mammalia; Artiodactyla; Camelidae
Gene: CAPN10
Product: calpain 10
Exons: 12
Coding region: 147-2120 (657 amino acids)
Biological process (GO): proteolysis
Cellular component (GO): cytoplasm
Molecular function (GO): calcium-dependent cysteine-type endopeptidase activity
Source: RefSeq, a predicted model, not a curated record